AUGUCGGGCGCCGACGCUCCAGAGAUUCUGGCCGCGUACGAUGCGGUGCGUUCGGACAAGGACCCAACCAACUGGCUGCUCAUCUCGUACGCGGGGCCGACGGGCAACCAACUGGUGCUGAGCAAGACAGGCACGGGCGGGUUGGCUGAGCUCAAGGAGGAGUUUGUCGAUAACGACGUGCAGUACGGCUACUGCCGGGUCGAGUACGCCAACGACGCCGAGAGCAAGCGCAUAAAGUUCGUCCUCAUUGUGUGGAUCGGCGAGAAGACCAAGGUCAUGCGCAAGGCGCGCGUCAGCAUCGAGGCCGGCAACGUCAAGAAGGUGCUGUCGCACUAUAGCGUGCAGGUUGACGCUAGCGAGAAGAGGGACUUGGACGAGAACGACAUUGUAGCCAGGUUACGCAAGGCGGGCGGUGCCGACUACAAUGGCGGCCGCUGCCUGGCCCGCACGGACGGAUUCCACGUGGGAGACCGGCAUUGCGGUUUCGAUGCGCAAUACAACACUGCUUUCACCGGUCAACGACAAGUCCUGGUUUUUGAUGACCACUCCCAUGAAUGGAUUCGUAUCUGCAACGCUGUUGGAAAGAGGAAAGUAGGUGCUGACCGUUGGAAGAAUGUUGCACGUCCAUCACAUCAAGACACGUUGGCCGCUCCAAAGACUCGAGGUCGCGAUCUGGCGACCCAGAACCAGAGGCAGACAAAGCUGGGCCCGUACAACGCGGUCAUCCACGACGCCGGCAUUUUCCGCGUCACCACCGGCGGCGUGGACACAUCGGCGCUGUGUAAGUCGGGGCCCCCCACCACCAUUACCGUCAACAUGCUCGCGCUGUACCUGCUGAUUUGUCUCAUGAUCCGACAGAAGCGACUGAUCUGCAUCUCCGACUUGCACAAGGGUGGCCGUCUCAACCUGCGUCCCCACCAAGAUGAGCGGAUCGCUGGCCUCCGGUCGUUUGGAGGAUGCUGUGUCGAGGCAUUCACCAUGCUUGCCCUCGGCUGGGGAGAAUCGAACUGA
This is a messenger RNA of Thermochaetoides thermophila DSM 1495, 1011 nucleotides long. RefSeq names its product putative actin binding protein. The record is from RefSeq and is a predicted model, not a curated record. Gene Ontology annotation, biological process: regulation of actin filament polymerization. NCBI's taxonomy places the organism in Eukaryota, Fungi, Ascomycota, Sordariomycetes, Sordariales, Chaetomiaceae. Gene Ontology annotation, cellular component: plasma membrane; actin filament; cortical actin cytoskeleton. Gene Ontology annotation, molecular function: actin filament binding. The transcript is spliced from 4 exons. Bases 1 to 1011 code for a protein of 336 amino acids.